Nipponia nippon (crested ibis) is the source of this 2524-nucleotide messenger RNA. The record is from RefSeq and is a predicted model, not a curated record. NCBI's taxonomy places the organism in Eukaryota, Metazoa, Chordata, Aves, Pelecaniformes, Threskiornithidae.
AUGCGUGAGAGCAAUGAGGUGGCCUUUGCCAAUGUGAUCUUCACAAGCAGGAACUUAGAACCUGACACUCAGCAUCGAGGCCCUGCUGCUCAUUCAGAGAAUGAUCUUCCAGAGCAAGAGGAAGAAAUCCUGGGAUCAGAUGACGAUGAACAAGAGGAUCCAAAUGAUUACUGUAAAGGUGGUUAUCACCUUGUGAAAAUAGGAGAUCUCUUUAAUGGACGAUACCAUGUGAUUCGGAAGCUUGGAUGGGGCCACUUCUCCACUGUGUGGCUAGCUUGGGAUAUCCAAGGGAGGAGAUUUGUGGCAAUGAAGGUGGUGAAGAGUGCAGAGCACUACACAGAAACAGCACUGGAUGAAAUCAAGUUGCUAAAAUCGGUCCGCAACAGUGAUCCAAAUGAUCCAAGUAAAGAGAGAGUUGUUCAGUUAUUAGAUGACUUCAAGAUUUCAGGAGUUAAUGGUUCUCAUAUUUGUAUGGUGUUUGAAGUUCUAGGGCAUCAUCUCCUGAAGUGGAUCAUCAAGUCAAAUUAUCAGGGGCUUCCGCUCCCUUGUGUCAAAAAGAUCAUCAAACAGGUUCUUCAGGGCCUGGAUUACUUGCACACAAAAUGUCGAAUUAUUCAUACGGAUAUUAAACCUGAGAACAUUCUUCUGUGUGUUAACGACCAGUAUAUCCGCAGGCUGGCUGCAGAAGCAACAGAGUGGCAGAGAUCUGGGGCUCCCCCACCAUCUGGCUCUGCAGUGAGCACUGCACCACAGCCAAAACCAGCUGACAAAAUGUCAAAGAAUAAAAAAAAGAAAUUGAAAAAGAAGCAGAAACGGCAGGCUGAGUUGUUAGAGAAGCGAAUGCAAGAGAUAGAGGAAAUGGAGAAGGAAGCAAGCCCUGGCCAGACACAGCCUGAAGAGGAGGAAGAAGCUCAGAGCCCUCUGGAAAUGCUCGUAAAAGUUAGUCCAUCAGAGGAAAAUGUCAGCAAAAAGACAGCUGAAGUCAUUGUACAAGAGCAAUCUAUUCUAAUGGAAAGCAGCGUGGAAAAAUCUGUAACGGAAAUAAAUUGCAAUGGAGUGAUACAAAUGACAGACUUCCCAGACUCCGGCGGUCAAGGGUCUGUGCGACUUGAGGAUGACCUUUGUAAUGCCAAUGACUGUGGCGAUCACCCUCACACACAGAAGGAGAACUUCCAUAGUUAUAAUUACAGUCAGCGUAAUGGUGACUCAGAGAACAGACCUCAAGAAGCAAUGUUGGACUCGUUCGUGCCCUUAGUUUCAGAAGAUUCCAUGUUGUGUCAGCCCACAUCCAAUGAAGAACGAUCAUUCAAUGAGCAGGAGAUUAACCAUUUGCAAGAAAGCAUCCGGACAGAAAUACCUUCAGAGGAUGAGAAUGAGAAUAAUAGCCCGUCAGAUGACAAAGGAAAAUCAACUGCUGGGAAUUUCCUUCUUAAUCCUCUUGAGCCCAAGAAUGCAGAUAAGCUCAAAGUGAAGAUAGCUGACCUAGGAAAUGCCUGCUGGGUGCACAAGCACUUCACUGAAGACAUCCAGACAAGACAGUACCGAUCCUUGGAGGUAUUGAUAGGAUCGGGGUAUAAUACCCCUGCUGACAUCUGGAGCACGGCAUGUAUGGCUUUUGAGUUAGCAACAGGAGACUAUUUGUUCGAGCCUCAUUCUGGGGAAGAUUACUCACGGGAUGAAGAUCACAUUGCAUUGAUCAUAGAACUUCUGGGGAAAAUACCUCGCAAGCUCAUUUUGGCAGGAAAAUAUUCCAAGGAGUUUUUCACCAAAAAAGGUGAUCUGAAGCACAUCACCAAACUGAAGCCCUGGGGCCUUUUUGAAGUCUUGGUGGAAAAAUACGAGUGGUCCCAAGAUGAGGCAGCUGCAUUCACAGACUUCUUAUUGCCGAUGUUGGAGCUGAUCCCAGAGAAACGAGCUACAGCAGCAGAGUGUCUCAGGCACCCCUGGCUUAACUCAUAGAGGCUUCAACCCAAUGCUACAGCACUACGCUCUGGUUUACAGCAUAGUGUACACGUACCCAGCUGCCCCUUCCCAGAUCCAUUUUUUUUCCUUGUUCAUUUUCAGUGUGAAGUUCUUCCUUCAAGGCUUCCAAGAUUUUAGAUAAAUCUAACCUGUUCUGCUGAGUUUGCUUGUGUGACUCAAUGGGGACUCUCCUCAGCCAGUGGCCGUCAUCUGUGUUUUGCCUUGAUUGGGCUUUGCCAAAGACUAAUUGACUAGAAUAUGAAGUUUUUUUCUGAGUCUCCUUGCUGCUAAUCACCGUGUGCUACAGAUGCGAGCUCACCUGUGCUCAGAUACGCUCCCUUAGCUAAAUUGCAACUCUCCUUUCUUCAUGAGGGGAAUGUGAAGAUCUGAAUGCCUCCUUAUCUCACUGACUCAGGAGUCAAUUUCUUGCUGUUCAUCCAGUAGCUAGCAAUGGGGUGAGAAGUAACAGAUGGCACCAAGGUGGUGCUAGUUCCUUGUAGAGCAAAGACCACCAAAUCCUCCAUCAUUUUCUAGGUGUCUCCUGUAUUCGUUGCUUUCCAGU